Messenger RNA from Entamoeba invadens IP1, 1110 nucleotides. RefSeq lists its product as hypothetical. Gene Ontology annotation, molecular function: GTP binding; GTPase activity; protein kinase binding. Gene Ontology annotation, biological process: establishment or maintenance of cell polarity; actin filament organization; regulation of cell shape. The record is from RefSeq and is a predicted model, not a curated record. NCBI's taxonomy places the organism in Eukaryota, Evosea, Mastigamoebida, Endamoebidae. The transcript has a single exon. The coding region runs from base 1 to 1110 and encodes 369 amino acids. Gene Ontology annotation, cellular component: plasma membrane; cell projection; cytoplasmic vesicle.
AUGUCCCACAACUUGACAAUAGAAGAUAUAAAAAGUGAUGAUACGCAGCAUACAGAAAAUGAAAAGAAAGAGAUUGAAGACAUAAAAAUCAGACUUAAAACGCUUGUGCACAAAAUUGAGUCUGAUUUUAACAUAAAAAUUCCAAAAGAAGUUGAAUAUUCAAAAGUUGAUACUCAAAAUCAGAAAAUAGCACCGUGUGACACUCAAAAAGUCACAGAGAGUUAUAAGAAGGACGACACUCAAAUCUCAGAAAAAGACGAUGACGUAUUUGCUAUUUUAACUCGCCUUGAAUUUGUAUAUGAACAACUCAAACUGAUUUGUAGAAGCGCAAACUCCACACAGUCGCAAAGAUCUCCUCGAAAGCAGAAAGUGUCUAAAGACGACUCCGUGAUCCUUCCUAAGUCACCUACGAUGUCUUUGGAUAUCAAAGGUCUUUCUGGGCUGAACGCCAACGAGAGUAAUGAGAUCGUGAAAUUGAAUUCCCAAGCGUUUACGAAGAAGGAAGUGCUUCUCACGAGACGAAAAAAGUCUUCGACGUUUACCGAGAAGCUUCCCAAAGUGGAUAACAAACUUUUCCGCGUUGUCUUUGUCGGCGACGAGAACUCCGAGAAGACGCGCGUCAUCUUUUCAUAUCGGACCAAAAGGUUUCCACCAAAGCACGUUCCACGGAGUGAGGACGUCAAACUGUUGACUGUCGAGUCUCGUUUUGGGAUCACCGACAUUUCAGUGACGGACACAUUGACGGAAAAAGAACACGGCGCACUCAGGAAAGUGGUCUAUUCCUCUGCCGAUCUGUUUGUUGUGUGUUUCUCAUUGAUCGACCCCAAAUCGUUUUUAAACGUCGUGAAGUGUUGGUUACCGGAGAUCCAAAGUGCACGCCCGGAGGUUUCCAUUGUCUUGUGUGGUACACAUUUGGGUGAACAACACGAGGUGAUACCUUUUGAGUUGAUUGAGAACACUAUCACACAGAACCAGAUUUGUAGAUACUUUGAAUGUAACACGACGAGCGGGAAGAAUGUCUUCGAGUUGUUUGAAUUCAUCGGAAAUUUAAGUUUGAGACAACACGAGCAACACGACCAGAACACUAAUUCUAAUUGUGACAUUGUUUAG